Molecule: messenger RNA, 2119 nt
Organism: Aegilops tauschii subsp. strangulata
Lineage: Eukaryota; Viridiplantae; Streptophyta; Magnoliopsida; Poales; Poaceae
Source: RefSeq, a predicted model, not a curated record
AAAAAAGCUUUGAGGAGAGCUGCAUAUCGGCAGAGAAAAGAUCGGAAUCUCCAAGAUGAACAUGCACAGGCCCUUAUUUUAUCUGCCAACCCAACUAGCUCCAACUAUACAUCAUUCUCGGUUGAUGCGACGACAUUUCAUGCUACAACCACUGUCACAUCUGGUCUCCUUAAUGACAUGGAGGUACAAGAUGUGGUCUUGAAUAACACCCAAGAAACAAAGCAAAAAACCGACGAAGAACUCAAGAGAGAUCGUAGAAACGCCCUGCGGAGAGCUGCUUAUAGGAGGAAAAAGGAUAAGCUUAUCCAUGAUGAAAACAUACGUCCACUUUCGUUAUCAGCCAACCCUAAUAGCUCCAGCUAUAUAGAAUUCGAGGGUGACGCAGCAACAUUUCCCCAUUCAACAUUAGACGCGUCUGUUGUCACUCAUGACAAUGAUCUAGCUAGGAGGCAACGUGAUAAUGAGCGGAAAAGAAAUUUAACAAACGCGCAAAGGGAGCAAAUAAACGCACAGAGGCGUGCAGAUUAUCAGCGGAAUAAGGACAAGGUAUCUGUUGAUGUCAGAGAAACAGUGAAUGAAAAAGUACGAGAGAAGCGAAUGCAACGUCGCAAAAGCAUGUCAGUGAUUGAGAAGGGGGAGUCAAGUGCUCAGAGGAAGGCCAAUUAUGCCAGAAGAAAAAACACCCCAUGCAACGAAUCCAUCGCGCUCCCACGUCCAGACCUAGCAAACUCAACCUCUGAAUGUCCCACUUUAAUCUGCCGCGCAUCAUCCGUCUCUCGGGUCGCCGAAGAUGAUUCAUCUGAUGGCGACCCUCCGACGAACAAGACGAAUUACAUUGUUGGUAUCGAAGGUAUGAAAUUGCUAAUGUCACUUUCUUCUGCUCAUUAUCAGCAACCAUCUUCUAACAUGAUGUUAUCUACUGUGACAUUCGCAACGACGAAUGUCCAGAGGACAUCGAAUUUUUACAAAGCGGCAUCGUGGGCGAUGAGCCGACAGCAGCCGAAUUGAUGGAUGAGGAGUACUACAUGUUUCGCAACGAAGGUAUGGUCAGAUAUGAAGUAGGACGGCAUGCAUCUAUAUUGUAGUUAAUUUUUUUUUUUGUAAUUUUUGUUUUGAACGUUAUGUUUCAACAAAUGCUCGUAGGGUCCGAUCAUGACAACAUGGAUGAUGACGAGGAAGGGAGCAUGUCGUCUGCUAUACCUAGCGAGGUUGAUCCGUUAGAAUUUGUUUACACAAACAUCCCCGACACCACUCACAUCCCGAAGCUCGACGCAAACUGCAAACACUGCAAGGCCAAAAAGUUUGUCUCUGAGACCGACGGGUUCUGCUGUCGCAAUGGCCAGAUCGAACUUAAACAACCGGAGCCAAUCCCAAAGCUGAUGAGGCUAUGGUCAAGCAUGGAUGCAGAUUCUAGACAUUUUCGGGAGAACAUACGGUUCUUCAAUGGGCAUUUCGCCUUCACAACCCUUGGCGUCAGCCUUGAUGAGAACUACACAAACAUGAAGUCUGGGGUGUACACAUUCCGUGCGCACGGCUCCAUCUACCACAAUGUGCAUUCGUUCGGGCCUAGCUCCCGUCCAGAACAUCUGCAGUUGUACUUCUAUGAUGAUGACCCAACCAUAACUCAUCGUAAGGUGGCCACCAAGCAAUUAGACCAGGAUGUCGUGAAGAAGUUAGUAGACAUACUCAAAGAAAACCCGUACUCCCAGCAAUUUAGGAGUUUGGGUGCACACAAGGACAACCUCAAUGAUUAUAGGAUAGACCUAAACACCGAUAAGAGGCUCGACCAAAGAAGAUAUAAUAGACCGUUGUCAUCUGAGGUCGCUGCAAUUUGGGUUGAGGGCAACGACCUAGCAAAAAGGUUUGACCGGAGGAUAACACUUUGUGGUAACAACAACGAAAGGCAUAGUAUACGUGUGACCUCCAGAGCAUAUGACCCGUUGUCUUAUCCCCUAUUCUAUCCAAGGGGGGAGCUAGGUUGGCAUCCAAAGCUACUUAAACGUAAUGUAACGGAGGAGGUUGUACUACAUUCUCAACUGGUCCAUGAUGAUGAUGAGGAUGCAGGUAUGCCGUCUGCAUCCCAUUUUGCUACAAAUAAUAUCUUAUUUCUCGAAUAUAU